This is a messenger RNA of Enterobius vermicularis (human pinworm), 1158 nucleotides long. Lineage: Eukaryota; Metazoa; Nematoda; Chromadorea; Rhabditida; Oxyuridae. The record is from the annotation of a GenBank genome assembly.
AUGAGGUUUGAAAUAUUGGCACGUUCGGGGUUUGCGAGGGCUGGAGUUUUGAGUUUACCUCAUGGUGUUGUCGAAACUCCUGUUUUCAUGCCAGUUGGUACACAAGGUACAAUGAAAGGUAUUCUGCCGGAGCAGUUAGUUGAAAUGGACUGCAGAAUAUUACUGUGUAAUACGUAUCACCUGGGUCAUCGUCCAGGACAUAAUUUAGUUCGUAAAGCUGGGGGAUUACAUGUGAUGAUGAAUUGGCCCUGGGCAAUACUUACCGAUUCUGGAGGGUUUCAGAUGGUAUCUUUAAGUAAGCUGAUGACAGUAGAUGAAGAAGGAGUUGUUUUUGAAAGUCCGCACACUGGUCAGAUUACUCAUAUGACGCCGGAACACAGUAUAAAAAUCCAGGAGGAUCUUGGAGCAGACAUAAUCAUGCAACUGGAUCAUGUUGUGCACGUUUUAACUGAAGGCUCUAUUGUUGGAGAAGCAAUGCGUCGUUCUGUAAGGUUAUGGUUGGAUCGCUGUCGAGCUGCGCACACACGAACAAAUCAAGCCUUAUUUCCAAUCAUACAAGGAGGACUUCAAUCCGAUUUACGUACUGAAUGUGCUGAAGAAAUGUCUUCAAGGGCUAAAGUUGGGAUAGCAAUUGGAGGGUUGAGUGGAGGAGAAGAAAAGAAUGCAUUUUGGAAGAUAGUAGCCUUAUGCUGUCAGAAGGUCCCCGAAUGUCUACCAAGAUACGUCAUGGGUGUCGGCUUCGCUGUUGAUCUUGUCAUUUGUUCCCUUCUCGGUGCAGAUAUGUUUGAUUGUGUGUAUCCAACACGUACGGCACGGUUUGGUAGUGCCUUAGUUCGACGAGGUCGUUUAAUGCACCUUUCACGGAGGGAAUAUGCUUAUGAUUUCAGGCCCAUCGAUGAAAAAUGCGGGUGUUAUACAUGCAAGCACCAUACUCGUAGUUACCUUCAUGCAAUUGUUAACCAGGAGACAGUGGCUUGCCAUUUGAUAAGUGUUCACAAUAUUCAACAUCAACUUAGUUUGAUGCGAGAGGUUAGAGAGGCCAUCAAAAACAAUUCUGUAGAACAAUUUUUAAAGGAGUUUCUUGCUGAGCAGUUCGUUAAUGAAGAAAUACCUCAGUGGGUUCGUGAUGCAGUACACUAUAUGGGUUAUAAAUUAUAA